Molecule: messenger RNA, 10183 nt
Organism: Orcinus orca (killer whale)
Lineage: Eukaryota; Metazoa; Chordata; Mammalia; Artiodactyla; Delphinidae
Gene: PHRF1
Product: PHD and ring finger domains 1
Exons: 12
Coding region: 5724-9974 (1416 amino acids)
Source: RefSeq, a predicted model, not a curated record
CCCUCCCGUUGGGUGCCCUGAGCUCGGCUCAGAGCUGGUCUUGUUGACCCGCUAGAGGGACCUGCCCAGCUGUGUUUGUGCUCAGCGCCACCUGCCCCUCGAGGGUCAUCUGCUGCGUCCUGGGCUCCGCAUGCUUCGUCCCCCCCCCAUCGUUGUUUAUAUCCUCCACCUGUUUCCAGAUGAUAUCCUGAGGCCGCUUGCAGAGAUGUACCUAGUAUCUCAGGACGAGGGGGAGAGGCAAGAAAUGGGGGCGUGGGCUGGCUGGGCCGGGGGCGGACACGAGCAGGACCCACCCUUUGUGCGAGGCCAGGGGCCGGGGCAGCUUCACACGGCAGGACAGUGGGACGCGCUUCCAGCCAGGCUGCCAGCCACCCCUGUGUCCGUGGAGCCCCUUUCAUUGUCAUUCUGCAACACCAUUGGGUCCCCUGCUUCUCGUCAGGCCCUUUCCUUGUGCUGGAGCAGCACAAGCCCUGGAGGACGGGCGCCUGUGGGGCCUGUGCUUGUCCCAAUGCAGACACUUCCUGGGCUGCCCACCGGGGCCCACUACCUGCCACCUCCCUGCACUGAGACAGCAGGUCACCCUCCCCGGGCCUGGCAGCAUCUCCCACCUUCCUCCGAGCCCCGCCCUCGGUGCUCACACAGCUGAGAAUGCAAUGCGUUCCUCCCUCCUUUCUCACCAGUCUCAGCCUGCAUCCGUGUUUGGUGACACGGUUGCCUGACCUUGCUGCUCCUUGCCCCUUUGGAGUCCCGGAAGUUGGCCAUGUCUGAGCGGGUCCCCUCUAGCCUGUUGUCGGUCUGGGGCUAGAGGGCAGAAGCAGAGCCUUGGGUGUCCUGCAGACCCGUGUGUCCAGCUCACGGCUCUUGCUGUCACACUCCAUGACCGAGUGGGGCCACGGGGGUGGCAGCAUUCAGAACGCUGCUCACACGCAGACUGCACCCUUUUCCCCAGUGAUGGUGGCUGCUCGGGGCCUGAGAAGGAGGGGCCUGGGACAGCUGGAUGCUGCCUGAGAGCCCACACGUGGUGGGGAGGAGAGGCCUGGUACUGGCCGCCACACCCCUUGGCCUGGCCUGGCCCUCGUCACCAGCCUUGCCUUCUUGGCCUGGGUUCCCUGUGCCAGACGAGCUUGUGUGCCUUCCAGUGGCCUUGAGGACGCUGGGGAGCCCUGGAUGAGGCUGUCGGAGCUUUCACUCACAAAGCCUCGAUUUUCUCUUAAGCUUUUUUCCCUUUUUUUUUCCUUUCCUUUUUGCCUUGCUGCAUGGCUUGUGGGAUCUUAGUUUCCUGACCAGGGAUUGAACCCGGGCCCUCAGCAGUGAAAGCACCGAGUCCUAACUACUGGACUGCCAGGGAGUUCCCCCCUUAAGCGUUUUUUGUUUUUUUUUCUUUUAAUAUUUAUUUGUUUAUUUUUGGCUGUGUUGGGUCUUCGUUUCUGUGCGAGGGCUUUCUCUAGUUGCGGUGAGUGGGGGCCACUCUUCAUCACGGUACGCGGGCCUCUCACUAUCGCGGCCUCUCUGGUUGCGGAGCAACAAGGCUCCAGACGCGCAGGCUCAGUAGUUGUGGCUCACGGGCCUAGUUGCUCCGCGGCAUGUGGGAUCCUCCCAGACCAGGGCUCGAACCUCUGUCCCCUGCAUUGGCAGGCAGAUUCUCAACCACUGUGCCACCAGGGAAGCCCCCACACACCCUUAAGCUUUUAAAUGGAGCCUACAGUCCUUUUUUUUUUUUUAAUAGAUUUUAUCUUUCAGAGCAAUUUUAGGUUCAUAACAAAAUUGAGUGGAACAUAGCAUGCAUUUUUUUUUAAAUUGAGGUAUAAUUGGUUUAUAGAGUUAUAUUAGUUUCAGGUGUACAACACAGUGAUUCAAAAUUUUUAUCAGUUAUGCUCUAUUUAAAGUUAUUAUAAAAUAUUGGCUCUACUUCUCUGUGCGGUGCAGUGUAUUCUUGUACUUUGUUAUAUACAGAGUAGCUUGUAUCUCUUAAUCCCACCCAUACCCCUGUCUUGCUCCCCGACUCCCCUCUACUGACUGUUAAUCACUACUUUGUUCUCUAUAUUUGAGUCUGUUUCUGUUUUAUUAUAUACGGUGGUUUGUUUCAUUUCUACGUUACACAUAUAAGCGAUAACGUAGAGUAUUUGUUUUUCUCUUUUGACUUAUUUCACUAAAUGUAACACUCUCCAGGUCCAUUCAUGUUUUUGCAAAUGGCAGAAUUGCAGUCUUUUUUAUGGCUGAGGGUGUGUGUUUGUGUACACCACAUCUUCUUUAUCCAUUUGUCUGUUCAUGGGCACUUGGGUUACUUCCAUAUCUUGGCUUUUGUGAAUAAUGCUGUGAACACUGGAGUGCAUGUAUCUUUUUGAAUUAGUGUUUUCAUUUUCUUUAGUUAAGUACCCAGGAGUGGAAGUGCUGGAUCAUAUGGUAGUUCUAUUUUUAGUUUCUUCAGGAACCUCCAUACUGCUCUCCGUGGCAGCUGCACCAAUUUACAGUCCCGCCAACAGUGCAAGAGAGCUCCCUUUUCUGCACGUCCUCGCCAACAUUUGUUAUUUGUGGUCCUUUUUUUUUUUUUGCGGUACGCGGGCCUCUCACUGUUGUGGCCUCUCCCGCUGCGGAGCACAGGCUUCGGACACGCAGGCUCAGCUGCCAUGGCUCACGGGCCUAGCUGCUCUGUGGCAUGUGGGACCUUCCUGGACCGGGGCACAAACCCGUGUCCCCUGCAUCGGCAGGCGGACCCUCAACCACUGCGCCACCAGGGAAGCCCUAUUUGUGGCCUUUUUGACGAAAACCAUUCAGACAGGUGUGAUGUGUUGUCUCAUUGUGGUUUUGAUUUGCAUUUCUCUGAUGAUUAGCAAUGUUGAACAUCUUUUCAUGUGCCUUUUGGCCAUCUGUAUGUCUUCUUUGGAAAAAUGUCUGCGGUCUUUUGCCCAUGUUUUAAUCACUUUUUUUGAUAUUGAGUUGUAUGAGCUGUUGAUAUAUUUUGGAUGUUGCUCCCUUGUUGGUCAUGUAGUUUGCAAAUAUUUUCUUCCAUUCAGGAAGUCUUUUCGUUUUGUCAGUGUUUCCUUUGCUGUGCAAAAGUUAAGAUUUAAAGUUUAAUUAGGUCCCAUUUGUUUAUUUUUGCUUUUAUUUCCUUUGCUUUGAGAGACAGAUCCCCAAAAAUAUUGCUGUGACUUAUGUCAAAGAGUGUUUUGUUAUUGUUUUCUUUUAGGAGUUUUAUAGUUUCCAGUCUUACGUUUAGGUCUUUAAUCCAUUUUGAGUUUAUUGUUGUAUAUAGUGUGAGAAAGUAUCCUAAUUUCAUUCUUUUACGUGAAGCUGUCCAGCUUUCCCAGCACCACUUAUUGGAGAGACUGUCUUUCUUCAAUUGUAUAUUCUUGCCUCCUCUGUUGUAGAUUAAUUGACCAUGUAAGUGUAGGUUUAUUUCUGGGCUCUCUUUUGUGUUUCAUUUUUCUGUGUGUAUGUUUUUGAGCCAGUAUUGUACUGUUUUGAUUACGGUAGCUUUGUAGCAUAGUCUGAAGUCAGGGAGGGUGAUACCUCCAGCUCAGUUCUUUCUUGGGAUUGCCUUGUCUGAGCCUACAAUCCUUGAUUAUGUUAAUUCUUUAUAUCAGGUUCUGUUUCAGGGAGUUCCCUGGUGGUCCACUGGUUAAGACUCCACAUUUCCAGUGCAGGGGGUCAGGUUCAAUCCCUAGUCAGGGAUCUAAGAUCCCACAUGCCGUGUGGUGUGGCCAAAAAAAAAAUUGUUUCAAUUUUAGUAGUGUUUUGUUUGUUUGUUUUUGCAGUACGCGGGCCUCUCACUGUUGUGGCCUCUCCCGUUGCGGAGCACAGGCUCCAGACGCACAGGCUUAGCGGCCAUGGCUCACAGGCCCAGCCGCUCCACGGCAUGUGGGAUCUUCCUGGACUGGGGCACAAACCUGUGUCCCCUGCAUCAGCAGGCGGACUCUCAACCACUGCGCCACCAGGGAAGCCCCAAUUUUAGUAGUUUUAACAGUGACUUGGGGAUUUUUGCAACUUCUGCAAAAAUAUUUUUUGUUGUAAAGUAUAUUUAUGAACUUAUUUGUUUUUUUAUGUGCUUGAAUUUAACAGAUAAAACAAGUACAUAAAAAUUGUGAUAGACCUAAAACAUUAAAACUGAUAAAAAAUAUAGUGAUUCGUAUGCUUCUGAAUAUCCUCACUGCUAAUAUUUGCCCUUAGCUAAAUUUUCUUACAGUUAAGUCUUUCAACUAAAGUCACAAGUCUACAAGUCUAAGAUCACUGUUACUCAUUUUUCUUUAAUAAUGGGAGCUGCAACUGAAAUUUUUUUUAAUAUAAAUUUAUUUAUUUGUUUAUUUUUGGCUGUGUUGGGUCUUGGUUGCUGUGCGUGGAUUUUCUCUAGUUGCGGCGAGUGGGGGCUACUCUUCGUUGCGGUGCGCGGGCUUCUCAUUGCGGUGGCUUCUCUUGUUGCGGAGCACGGGCUCUAGAGCACAGGCUUCAGUAGUUGUGGCUCGCGGGCUCUAGGGCGCAGGCUCAGCAGUUGUGGCGCACGGGCUUAGUUGCUCUGCAGCAUGUGGGAUCUUCCCAGACCAGGGCUCGAACCUGUGUCCCCUGCAUUGGCAGGCGGAUUCUUAACCACUGUGCCACCUGGGAAGCCCUGUUACUCAUUUUUAAAUGAGUAACUCACAAGCCUGUCCAUAGAUACAUGAAUAUGCCAGGUUCUUUCACUGUUAUAUGAAGCAAGGUACAGAUUAUUUGUGGGGGGUUUUGCCUUGGUUUUGUUUUUGGCCGUGCUUCGUGGCUUUUGGGAUCUUAGUUCCCCGACCAGGGAUUGAACCCGGACCCUGGCAGUGAAAUUGCCAAGUCCUAACCACUGGACCUCCAUGGAGUUCCCCCAUUUGUGUUUUAUGUAGCGGUAUUUAUUCUCGAGGGAGGACCUCUCUGUGCCGCAUGGCUGUGGCUCUCCCAGUGGGAGGAGGUCAUCCUUGUGCUCAAGUGAGCGCUGCAGGCCGGUCCUACUGGGCGAUCAUGGGGCUGUUCUGGGUUUCAAAGCCGAGUCCAGCCUGGGCUCGGGUGUUCAGUGUGGGCUCGGUGCUGGUUUCCACCUGGCCUGGCUCGGCGCCAUCUCGGACACUGGGAUGGAGUUUGGAGGGUUCCGGCACCGGCGGCCCACGCCAGCGGUGGCUCCUCCAGCAGCUGAAGAGCAGACGCUGUUGGGUGGCGCUGCCGUGCGGGGUGUUAGUUCCUCGGAGACUGGCCUCCCAGGAUGGUGGCUGCCACCCCGCCGCCGUCAGGGUCCAGCUGCCGCUCUCUUAGCUCUGUCCCUCCAGAUGGUACGUCCCCUGGGGAGAGUUCGGCGGCCGUCAGGGUCCCCUUGGAGGGCAGAGAUGCCCAGAAGCCUGCGGUGGGGGUCCGUCCACCCAGAAUGCCGGUGGGAGAGUGAGAAGACAGGUGUCUGCAGCUCCAAGCGCGCAGGCCCUCUGAGCAGGCGGACUCCCCCUUGGCCUCGGGUGGGGGCAUCCAAGUCAGUCCUGGCAGAGCUCACGGUCGGGGAGGGGGCGCUGUGUCGGUCAGGGCCCCGCCCUCAUGACUUCACUUAACCUUCAUCACCCCCACAGGCCGUCUCCAGGUGCCGUCACGUUGCGGGGUUAGGGCUUCCACACGUGGAUUGGGGGGCCACGAGAUCACAGCAGGGUGUGUUGUCAGGAGACCUGUCAUAGGGCUCGCUUGGCUGGGACAGUGAGGCUGGGGACACCGUCUCGUUUCCUAGGUACCACAUGGAGUGUUUGGACCCCCCUCUCCAGGAGGUGCCAGUGGACGAGUGGUUCUGUCCGGAAUGUGCUGCCGCCGGGGCCGCCCCUGCUGCGGGUCCCGUGAGCGAGGAGGAGGUUUCCCUGCUCUUGGCCGACGUAGUGCCCACCACCAGCCGGCUUCAGCCACACGCAGGGAGGACCCGGGCCAUCGCCAGGACACGGCAGAGCGAGAGGGUCCGAGCGACGGUGAACCGGAACCGGAUCUCCACAGCCAGGAGGAUCCAGCACGUCCCGAGGUACCUCAUGUCUCCUCUGCUGGACGAGACCAUCGAAGCUGUGGCCGCUGGUCUGAGCACAGCUGUGUACCAGCACCCCGGGCCGCGAGCCCCUGCCCGUCGGAGGAGGAAAGCAGGAAGACGGAGGAAAGUGUCGGGAAGAAAGAAAACCCAGUCCAGAUCAUCUGUGAAGAGCAGGAGCUCGGGGACGAGGUCCAGGAAACGCCAGGGCCGCGUGAAGAAGAGUAAAGGGAAGAAGAUAAAGAACGAAGCCACCGCUCGUUCCCGCAUCGCACGGACGCUGGGCCUCCGCAGGCCAGCCCAUGGAGCCUGCAUCCCCUCGGUGUACAAGCCUGCAGACCCCUCUCUGGGGCUGAUGCGUGCAGACAUCGGGGCAGCCUCUCUCUCCCUGUUUGGAGACCCUUAUGAGCUGGACCCCUUCGACAGCAGUGAAGAGGCAUCUCCGAGCCCUGCUUCCCCUCUGAGCAUCAAGAGGAGGAUCCUGUCCCGGUCAGCCCUGCGGUCGCACCAGCCUGUGGCCAGGCCCGUCUCCAUGGGGCUCUCCAGGAGGAGCGCUCCCGCCAUGGCGCCCCAGCCGGAAGUGGAUGCAGACCCCGGCCCUGACCUGCUGGGAAGCAUCCUGUCGGGCCAGAGCUUCCUGAUGAUGAACGGCGCCGACAUCGUCAUCCACCGCGAUGGCUCCCUCAGCGCCAAGAGGGCAGCGCCAGUUUCUUUUCAGCGAAACUCAGUUGGUCCAUCCAGAGGGGCAGAAGGCGCCGGGUCUGGGGCCUGCCUGCAGCCCAGAGAGACUCAGUCAGGAAGCGGGCCAGAGAGCUUGGGGUCCAGCUGUCCAGGCAGGGCUACCCCAGGCACACCCCCGGCCCCGCCCACCCCCGCCCAUGUCCCUGCGCUCACGUUGGGGGCAGCUGUGAGACUGGACUCCUUGGUGACCCUUCAGUCAGGCCAGGCUCAGACCUUGUCCAGCGUGAGCGGACCCAGCUUAAAACAAAGUGACGGCCCCCGAUUUAACGGCGACAGCAAGCACCCUCCGCCUCUUAGGUCUGCGGCAUUGAAGACCUCGAAUGGUAGCUCUAACUCGCCUUCCGAGAGCACGGUGCUGGGACAGGCCCCGAGACCAGCUCCCAGGAGGACGGACAUCUCCGAGCUCCCCAGGAUACCAAAGAUCAGGAGAGACGACAGGCGGGUGGGCGAGGUCCCUGCCGGCGGGCAGAGAGUCGAGAUUCCCAGCUCCUGCAUCAGCCGGCUGACGGGCAGGGAGGGCCCCGGGCAGCCUGGCUGUGGCGCCAGGGCGGAGGGUGAGCCCAGCAGCAGGGGCGCUCAGGAGCCCAGCACGCGCUCGGGGGGCGGCCCCCAGCCCCCUGCCCCGCUGGGCCCCUCCCGGGGGAAGGGUGUCGGCUCCACCUUUGAGAGCUUCAGGAUCAACAUUCCUGGGAACACAGCCCAUUCCGGCAGAGUCCUCAGCCCCGGCUUCUGCAACACGUUCCGGCCUGUGGACAGCAAGGUGCAGAGAAGAGAGAGCCCUGUGCCCCUCUUCUCCGUCAGGAAGACGAAGCAGCUCAAGAGCGAGAUCUAUGACCCCUUCAACCCCACGGGCUCUGACUCCAGCUCGGCCAGCAGCAGCCCCGAGCACCCGGGCUCUGGCCUCCUGCCCUCUGAGAUCACGCGCACCAUCUCCAUUGACAGCCCCAAGGCCCCCGUGCUGCCGCCCGUGCGCUGCGUCACCUCCUACACGGUGCAGACCGGGAUGGGGAAGGAGCCCGAGCCCCCCCAGGGGCCCUGCAGCCUGCCCGAGCUCCAGGGCGAGGAGGAGCCCGUGGCACAAGCACAGAGGCCGUCCCCACCAGAGCCCUGGGGGGACGAGGACCCACCACCCCGCAUCUCCUUUGGCUCAGAGGGGCGGACGGUGACUUGUGUGACUGCGGUGGAGCCGGACGCCCCACCCAGUCCGGACGCCCUGCCCGCGACCACCCACAGGGUCGUGGAGCUGCGGUCCCCCACCCGUUCCCGCUCCAGGUCCAGCUCCCGCGGUGGGAAGAAAGCCCAGAGGCCGAGGGUCGCCACCAGGGAGCACCGAAGGGCCCGCUCAGGGUCCCGCUCGUCGCACUCGGGGGACAGGAGCUCGCGGUCUGCGUCGCCACCGGCAGGUGAGGACCAGGCCAAGAGGCACCGGCCCAAGGCCCGGGAUCGGAGGUCUUCCAGCGACCGCUCCAGCAGCCGCGAGCGCACCAAGCGGAGGAAGGCCAAGGACAAGAGCAGGGAGAGAAGGAGGGGCUCCUGGGGCCGAGGCCGGCGGAGGUCCCGCUCCCGCUCCGGCAGCCCCGGCAGCUCCUCCCACGAGCAUCGCGAGGGCAGGAGGAAGAAGAGGCGGAGGUCGGGGUCCCGGUCUCGGGGGAGGGAGUGCUCACCCCACAGCAGCCUGGAGAGAGCCCGGAGGCCCAGGCACCCCUGGGAGAGGAGGGAGCGGCCCGACAGGGAGAGUGCCGCGCGGCUCCGAGACAGGCGAGGCUCCUGGGAGAGGAGGCGGCGUAGGUCCAGGUCACCCAGCCCCGAGCACAGGCCCCGGGAGCACCGGCGGCCUCGGUCCCGUGAGAAGCGCCCACGGCCCCGCCCCCCGGAGAGGAAGUUGGCUCCGAAAGAGGCUUCUCCGGCACCCCUUCCCCAGGGGGAGCCCAGGCCGGACAGGGAGCCCCCGGCCAGGCCCCUGGCCUUGGCAGGAACAGACGCCUUGCUGGAGGGGUCCGAGGCCGACAAGCCCCCCACAAAGGUCCCCCCAGUCCUGGAGGUGCCAGCCGAGUACCCCCUUGAGGAUCUGGAUUACGGUGACUCCGUGGAGGCGGGGCACCUCUUCGAGGACUUUUCGAACGAAGCCAUCUUCAUGCAGCUUGAUGACAUGAGCUCCCCGCCCUCCCCGGAGAGCACGGACUCCUCCCCAGAGCGAGGCCUCUUGCCCAAGCCCACUGGGCCCCCGGCUGGCCAGCAGCAUGACGCUGGCCUGGCCGUGGCCAUCAUCCGCAGGGAGGUGUCUCGGAUCCACGGUGAAGAUGUGGCGCAGCCCCUGCCCAGGAUGGAGGGCCCUCGAGAGGAGCACUUGCUCCAGCAGGACGCGGCCGAGGCAGCCACAGCUCCCUGCGCUCUGGGAGGCCAAGCCAUGGGCGGGGCGCCUGCGGGGAAGGAGGAGGGUCCCUCUCAGAACCCCCUGCUGCGGGUUAAGGCGCUGGUGAAGAGAGUCACCUGGGACCUCCAGGAGGUGGAGAGCGGUGCCCCGGCUGAGGACAGAGGCCUGCGGACGCCGCUUCACAGGCCGCAGAAGCCCCGGGAAACCGAGGACGCGGGCCCCGUGGCUGCGUUCCAGCAGGCUCCCUUCUCUGAGCCCCCUCCCCCUGGUUAUGUGCUUCCAGAGCCUGGCUUUCCUGAUGCUGACCCUUCUCAGGUACAGAGCCUGAACCUGCCCCCCACCCCGGCUCUGCCUUCGAGUGUCCCACCAUACGCACCUGUCAGCCAGCCCGCGGUCCAGUUCCUCUUGCAGGGGAGCCUGCCCCUGAUGGGCUGCGGGGUGGCCCAGAGCCCGGCCCCGGUGCCCACCGUCCUGACUGCAGCCUCAGAGCCGGCUGGUCAUGCUGCCACUGUGACCACCGCCGCUGCCAACAGCUCCGAGGAGAGAACAGCUGCUCCCAGGCCAGCCUCGGAGAAGACCAAGAACGAGGAGUACAUGAAGAAGCUGCACGUGCAGGAGCGGGCUGUGGAGGAGGUGAAGCUGGCCAUCAAGCCCUUCUACCAGAAGAGGGAGGUGACAAAGGACGAGUACAAGGACAUUCUGCGCAAGGCCGUGCAGAAGAUCUGCCACAGCAAGAGUGGGGAGAUCAACCCCGUGAAGGUGGGCAACCUGGUGAAGGCCUACGUGGACAAGUACAGGCAUAUGCGCAGACACCGGCGGGCCGAGGCCGGUGAGGAGCCGCCUGCCCAGGGUGCCGAGGGCUGAGGCUUGCCCGGGGCCCUUCUGGCUGGAGUAGCCGAAGCAGAAAACUCCGGGCCACUUGCCCUCCCGUUUCCAGGGUUCCUGUGAUCGCACGUGGUCUGUGCACCUGUCUUGCUCACAGUUUAAAACUGGACUUUUAUAUGUAUAUUAUAGACACACACUGUUCCCAUUGUGUUCUAAUUUAUCAAAAACGGAUUAUCUUUAGAAAUGUC